CCCGAUGGGAAUGUCAUUCCAUAUGUUUCCAUCCGAAAACCGUUGGCUUUUCAGAGCGGCAAAAUUAACAUUGAGUUGUAGGAUACCAGACAUUAGAGCAACCGGAAAUGACGGCUAGUGUCGUGGCGACGGAUGCGGGCAACAUUGAUCAGCUGAUACACAAGAUAAUCGAUGUGCGACGCGCAAAACAGCUCAGUCUUUCAGAGUCUGAAAUUCGGGGGAUCUGCAUGCGAUCGCGGGAGGUGUUCCUCUCGCAGCCCAUGCUGCUGGAGCUAUCCGCUCCCGUGAAGAUAUGCGGCGACAUCCACGGCCAGUUCACGGACCUCCUGCGACUGUUCGACUACGGCGGAUAUCCGCCGUCCUCCAAUUAUCUCUUCCUCGGCGACUACGUAGACCGAGGCAAGCAGUCCAUCGAAACGCUGUGUCUACUGCUGGCCUAUAAGAUCAAGUUCCCGGAGAACUUCUUUUUGCUGCGGGGCAACCAUGAGAGCGCCGGCAUCAACCGCAUCUACGGCUUCUACGAUGAGUGCAAGCGCCGCUACACAAUCAAGCUAUGGCGCACCUUUGUCGACUGCUACAACUGCAUGCCCGUUUCGGCCGUCGUCGACGAGAAGAUCUUCUGCUGCCACGGCGGACUCAGUCCCGACCUGCUCAGCAUGAGCCAGAUCGGGCAGCUCAGCCGGCCCUGCGAUGUGCCCGACAAAGGUCUGCUCUGUGAUCUGCUGUGGUCCGACCCGGAUCCCAAGAUCAUGGGCUGGAGCGACAAUGACCGCGGCGUCAGUGUCACCUUUGGCGCCGAUAUUGUUGGCAAGUUCGUGCAUCGCAACAAGUUCGACCUGAUCUGUCGCGCCCACCAGGUCGUGGAGGACGGCUACGAGUUCUUUGCGAAGCGCCAGCUGAUCACCAUCUUCUCGGCGCCCAACUACUGCGGGGAGUUCGACAAUGCCGGUGCCAUGAUGUCUGUGGAUGAGACGCUGAUGUGCUCCUUCUAUGUCCUCAAGCCCUCCAAGAAGGCAGGAAUGCGAAAGGUCCACUCAAAGGGAUGAACUACUGAGAAACUGAAGAGAAUCGGGUAUCGAUCUUAUGUUGGGGUGUUGCGCUGUUGUUCCUUGGAAAACUUUUGCAUCGCGUUGUAUACAAAUUUCAUGUUUUAUUCUGGGUAAUAGUAUGCACAUACAUACAUAUGUACGUUA
This is a messenger RNA of Drosophila pseudoobscura, 1193 nucleotides long. Its product is annotated as serine/threonine-protein phosphatase alpha-2 isoform-like. Bases 108 to 1046 code for a protein of 312 amino acids. Gene Ontology annotation, cellular component: cytoplasm; nucleus. The transcript has a single exon. Lineage: Eukaryota; Metazoa; Arthropoda; Insecta; Diptera; Drosophilidae. The record is from RefSeq and is a predicted model, not a curated record. Gene Ontology annotation, molecular function: protein serine/threonine phosphatase activity.